AUGAACAAGGACUCCUCCAUGACUGUCUUGGCCGAUGCAGCUCGCAAACGCAAACGGUGCCGUACCAACUGGGCCGUGGGAGCCGCCAAGGAUCAGUUGCAAGACGCCAUCCAGGAAUGGGACGCACAAACCGGACGAGCCCUGUCCGCCGAGGGGAAACGCUUGCCCCUCAAGGACUACGCCGCGCUGGUCGGAAUCCCCUAUCACACGUUUCGCAAGUACGCCUCGGGCGCUCGCAGUGUGGGAAAUUCCACGGGACGACAACCGCUGCUGGACAAGGCCGAACAGGCGUGGAUUGCACGACAACUAGCCAACAAGGGAGACGGAUUGUUGGCCCACGAAGCGGUGGAUUUUGUACGACAACGACAUCCGGAAUUGUCGCGUGCUCAAGCAUUGCGGCACUUUCAUCGGACGCUCCUCAAACAUCAUCCGCAACAAUUAAAGGUCCCUCCCAAGCGGCAGUAUCAGAAGCGACAGCAACGACAGCAGCAACAAGACUGUCAUGUUCCAGAGGAAGAAGAGGACGAGGAGGACGAAGAAGAGGAGGACAGCGAAGAAGAAGAGGAGGAAGAGGAAAUGGAACAAGACGACAUUCCGCCACCGUUUCAACAGCAGCGACAGUCCAAGAAGCUGCGGCUAGAGGCCCUGGAUGCCCGAAUUGCCAAGCUUAGGUCAGAUCUACUUGAUGCUGAGCUGGAAAAGGAGCGACUACUGCGUGAGGAGGACUAA
This is a messenger RNA of Seminavis robusta, 729 nucleotides long. The record is from the annotation of a GenBank genome assembly. Lineage: Eukaryota; Bacillariophyta; Bacillariophyceae; Naviculales; Naviculaceae.